Messenger RNA from Fusarium fujikuroi IMI 58289, 1020 nucleotides. RefSeq lists its product as uncharacterized. The transcript has a single exon. The record is from RefSeq and is a predicted model, not a curated record. Bases 1 to 1020 code for a protein of 339 amino acids. Lineage: Eukaryota; Fungi; Ascomycota; Sordariomycetes; Hypocreales; Nectriaceae.
AUGAGCGAAGUGGGAUUCUCCACCUACGAAGGACGAGAGGCCCAAUCUGGUAAACAGCCUGACUGCGGACCGACAGACUCAACUGCUAGCGCCAGUUUUCAAUCUCUCGUUGAUCGCAGUAUUCAGGCUUGGGAAGCACUAAAUUAUGUUGGCUGUGACAGGGUUGCAGCAAUCAAAUCGGACUCUACCAAACUGCGCGAUCUGACAAAGUUUGAUGACCUUCUCGCCAAGCGUGAGUUUUGGUUCUUCCAGCUACGCAAAUCGUUUUUGGAGCAACAGCGGUUGGCAAAAUGGAACCCUAACCGCCUGGACCAGUACAUCCUCCUGCCCAUUUCCUACGGCUAUGUCAACAAUAAGGACUGCUACUUCGUCAGCCACUACUGGCGAGAACAGGGUAAUCCAGACCCGGCCGGUGUGGACCUGGCUGCGUUCAAGAAUGACCUUGCAAGCGAUAGCGGGUGGUUGUACAUCUGGGUCGAUUGGACAUGCAUGCCGCAGGGGAAUUGCGGCAAGCGGUCGGACCUAGAGAACUAUUACUUCAAAAUGAUGCUCCAAUGCAUUCCGAUGCUAAUUCGCGACUGCGCAUUUGAGUGGCGGUUCCCGUCUUUCCAGGCCCGUGCUUGGGUUCUCUAUGAAUUGGCUGAGUAUGUCCUUACACAUGCCCAGCACAUCAUAACCGAUGACAACAAGCAUUUUGUCAACCACAUCCGGGAAAUGGUCGCCCUCGAUGUGAAAUCGACUGUGCAAAAGUACGAAUACAAAUGCACAAACGAAUCAGAUAUGCGCCUGGUCACCGGGUGGCUUGAGAUACUCGUGCUUAUGGCCAGAAUCUUCCCAGAUGAUAUUGCCAGCAGACAGGUAGUUUUGGACAAUCUAAACAGGCCUUCUAUUGGGACCUUUUCUAGUCCAGCUAUGGGCUUGAAGGUGGACAAAGCGAAGGGUAUUUUGUGCCACAAAGGAUAUAUUUACCGUUUCACCCCUGUAUUCCAUGUAACAUCGCAUGUGUCUGCUGGCUGUUGA